This is a messenger RNA of Exophiala oligosperma, 2261 nucleotides long. RefSeq lists its product as uncharacterized. NCBI's taxonomy places the organism in Eukaryota, Fungi, Ascomycota, Eurotiomycetes, Chaetothyriales, Herpotrichiellaceae. Bases 774 to 1151 code for a protein of 125 amino acids. The transcript has 2 exons. The record is from RefSeq and is a predicted model, not a curated record.
GUUUUGCUUUUCGCAUGCGUGUCGCGACACAAUCUUUGAACUACAUGCGCCGACUUCAUUUGAACCCAUCCCUCAGAGGUUCAAAGACUGGCCGAUGACGUGUGUGCGUGCUAUUUUUUGACAAGGCCAUUUUGUUUACACUAUCGACCUCCGGCGGUCAUCUUGACGAGUUCUUAACGAGUCUUGUCGCCCUCAUCUUAUCUCCCACUUCUGCCGCUUGAAAGACAAAGUGUGCUUUCUGGAGCGCGUAAGGAAGUUAAGAGACCGAUAACCGUUCCAUCCAUUGAGACCCUCACUGUUUGAAUCUAUCUGUCGAUUUCGCAGAUUGGAGUAUUGGCAUAAAACGAAACGCCUUCCUCUGUUGAACACACUAGAUCCAGUCAAUAUCGCUGACAAGUGGCCAGCAAAUCUCAUCGUCACCAAUUCCCACCCCUCUUCUCUUUAAUGGCUUUUGCCCACGACAGUCACCUCCCUCACCGAGAACAGCAGACCGCGACCCUGUCAAACUUGUCUCCAGGCGCCUCAACGUUUUCGGCCGUGGAACCUGCGCCUUCCAUACGUCAUGCCUGCUUCUUCUUAUCCUCGCUUGUACCCUUCGCACGAUGACCCUGGCCGCUACACCGCGUCAUUCAUUAACGUUUCAAAUCGUUCCUCCUUUUCCACCUGAUGGCUUUCCUCACUAGACUGCUCGAUCUUAUCCGCACAUACACCUGGAGAGAGAACAAGGAGACAAAGCUCGAUCGCUUCGACGGUGCGGUGCAGACUGGUCGGCAAUGGCCACACAAGAGAAUGUGCGCUGGCUGAUAAGGUUGAGUUCAUUGACAGUGACGCAGAUGAAGCUGUUAAGAUGUGGAAAAUGCCAUCAAUGUUCUAUCUAUACAUGCCUAUUUGGUGUUCAGCCGCUGUCGAGAUUAAGAGCAGAGCAGCUACCAAACUCAACAAGAUGCAACUCGGAGAUGACAUGCUUCAUAGUCUACAAACAAGGCGGUUCAAAAGCGCCGGCGGACAUAUCGUCGAUGCAUGAAUACUGUCGUGGGUUAUUAUUGCCUGUCCGACUCGAGAUUGUCGGUACCUGGGAUCUUGUGGAUUUGAGGACCUCCGCAGGCAUUCAAUACCUGCACGCACAGCACGAUUCAAGAUCGAGUUACUGAGCUCUUACAACGGUAGGAAUAGACCGCAUUUAACAUGGACAUCGCCAACCGCCAUGAACCAGGACUCACCCUUCCUGGUGUGCAGCAUUGGUGCUGCCUGCUCCGUGGAUGGGGGUCUCACUCGUGCCAGAGUCGAUCUGCUUUACAAGAGAAUGCCGUGGCACUACUGUCGUAGCUGGUGUAUCAUCGGCGUGCCGACCUUCUACCGGCAAUGUCAGACGAAUGUUUAGCAUGAAUUUGUCAUUCCAAGAUUCUCCAUAUCAGACUACGACGGAGAGACACCGACUCAGACAGAUUCAGUGUACUAUACAGUACAAGACUAAAAUAGGGCCGGCCAAUUUACUGUACUGUCAGCUUCUGCCUUACAGUACUAAAAGAAGGGAGUGUCUCGCUUGUGUCACGGCAGUACAUAAUGAGGGAAGGCGAUGGUCGAGAGGGGGGGUGAGUUGGUAGGAGACAAUGCUGACGCCUGAGAGGGGUGUGACCGUCCUAUUCGUACGGUACAGUCUUAUGCAAGCACAUGUCAGAGGCCGGGGGGAACGAAAAGUGGUCAGUGCGAGAAUCCAGGGCUCCACUCCACCCAUCCAUUCAUCCUGUCCUGCCCUGUUCCCUUCCCUCAGUCACAGCACUCUUCCUUUCUCCCUCCCUCCUUCUCCCCUCUCUCUCACUUGCCUGUCCUUCCUAGCUCUUUUCCACUUGUGUUCGUCCACAACACACGACUCGAGCGACGUGACCAGGCAUGGCCAUGUUGCUCUACCAAAUACCAAAAGACACAGCUGGACGAGAUGAGUGAUAACCAUGCCAAAUCUUCCAAUCCUACCCCGUUUGAGGAGCAGAAAUCACCCUGCGACGGUCAGAUCCUUGGUGCAUUUUGGAUUGUGUGUCUCCUUCGGGGAGACGCCUCUUUGAGUUGAACCUUGCCCUCCAGUAUUUGGAAUCAAGACCAGGAGAACGGCAUGAUCCAGCCAUUCUAGCUUUUGGCCGAUCAAUGAUUUCUACAGUAAUGCUUAUUCCCUUUUGGUGCAAAUUUCAAGAAUAGUGAGACCACUCGAGGAAGAGAGGAUGUGAUUGUCCUGUACUGUACUGUGCGAGAUCACAUUCAGAGGACGG